Manihot esculenta (cassava) is the source of this 2329-nucleotide messenger RNA. RefSeq names its product PHD finger protein EHD3. The coding region runs from base 224 to 1960 and encodes 578 amino acids. The record is from RefSeq and is a predicted model, not a curated record. Lineage: Eukaryota; Viridiplantae; Streptophyta; Magnoliopsida; Malpighiales; Euphorbiaceae. The transcript is spliced from 6 exons.
GACUGUUCUAAACACUUUUUUUAAAAAAUAGACGGAUAAUAAGACCUACAACUAGCGAACAAAGUCCUCUCUCCGGCAAGCCAACCAACUUGUUCUUCUCAGAUUUAAGGGUUUCAGCUUCCAGGCCUCAGAAACAUCUACUUAGUUGAACUCUAAUUUGGUGCUGAAAAGCUCUAAUUUAGGGUUUUGUUGCUAUAUUGGCUCUUCUUUCUGCUAUUAAGAGAUGGGUGGUGGGAAGGGAACAAGUAAUGAUGACGACACAGGAGAGAGAGUUCAGUGCUUGAAAAGUGAAGAAGUGAAUAAUGGUUUUUGGAUUAGGAUUGAGAAUAGCAGUGCUGAUGGGGGCUCAGAGUCCAUUAAGUGUUUUCAAACGUACAAGAGGCGAAAGCACACCAGGUGGAGCUCAGAGAGUAAAGGUCAAGAGGAGGGGAAAGGUUCUGUGGAAGCUGCUAGUAAAUUUGCAGAACAGGCCAAAAAAGAGCCAACACCAAAUUGUGUCCCUGAAGGACAUGCUUCUUCGGAUGGUUCAGAUGAUGUUUCACAUAAGCAGUGCAGAAAUGUUAUCCUCGAGUGCAUUCAUCAGUCAUUAAAUGAUGAAGAAGGUGGUAUCCGGGGUUGCAUCCGAGAUGCACUUAUGAUGCCUGUCAAGGAAUCUGAUACUUGUGAUGAAUAUGGGCACAAGUUCUCUUCACAAGCAAGGUGGAUCUCUAACGGAACUCAUGCAGCUAAAGCACAUGUGGAUUUCAAAUCUAGUGAAUCUUUGGAUGAAUCUCAUUGUCCUGUCACUAGGAAGUGCCAGCAUGCUUUCCUUAAUAUUAUACUUUCUGAAAACUUCACCUUAUUGUGUAAGCUACUGGUUGAAAAUUUCAGAGAAAUGAAGGUUGACAAUCUUAUAGGCUUAAGUAUCAUGAACGCAAGGAUGAAAGAUGGAGCUUAUGAACGUUCACCUUCACUUUUUUUUACAGAUAUUCAACUGGUCUGGAAAAAGCUUCAAGGAAUUGGCAAUGAUUUGAUUUCUCUUGCAAAGGGCCUCUCAGAUGUAUCUUUGACUUGCUAUAAUGAACAGUUCUUGACCCAGGGAUUUGAUUUUCAUCAUAAAUCAGAGAAAAUAGAUUCUUGUGGUGUAUACAGUGUCUGUACUUGCUGGCGUUGUGGGGGCAUAGCAGAUGGGAGGAAUUGUCUAGUAUGUGAUUCAUGUGAGGAAAUGUACCAUGUAUCCUGUAUCGAGCCUGCUGUCAAAGAGAUUCCCCCGAAAAGUUGGUACUGUGCAAGCUGCAAGGCAGUAGGAAUUGCAUCUCCCCAUGAGGAUUGUUUAGUGUGUGAGAGGCUGAAUGCCACUAGGACUAAUGAAAAGGGCUCUUCAACUAUUGAAAGAAUAGUCAGAGAGUUUGAAGAGAAUUCAAAUUGUACUAGGGAUGAUUUUUGUCAACCACCAGCAGGGAUUAAAAAAGUUUGUGUCUGUAAUAUUUGUGGGAAUGAGGUGGAAAAUGGUGAAAAGCUAAAGAUAUGCGACCAUGAUUUAUGCCCUUACAAGUAUUAUCAUAUGAGGUGCUUGACAACUAACCUGUUAAAAUCACAUGGACGGCAUUGGUAUUGCCCUUCUUGUCUAUGUCGAGUCUGCCUAACUGAUAAAGAUGAUAGUAAGAUCGUUUUAUGUGAUGGUUGUGAUAAUGCAUAUCACUUGUAUUGCAUGAGUCCGCUGCGCACUUCUGUACCAAGGGGGAAAUGGUUUUGCAGACAGUGCGAUGUGAAAAUCAAGAAAAUACGCGGGGUAAGGCAAGUGUAUGAGGAACAAGGAUGUAGAAUGAAAAAGAAAAUGGAAGCAGCUGAAAGAGCUUGUGAGAACAUUGAGAAGAUACUGGAUGAGAAAUGUGAACCUGAAUCAUUUGAAGGUAGGGGAUCAAUGGACAUGCUUCUCACAGCAGCUCUAUAUGAAGAAAAGAAAUGCAUGACCUUUUAGGAGGAGACAAGAUUAGAACAGUUAAUUGUUUUUGUCAGGACUGAUUUUGAUGUUGUAUAACUGGUGACAAGAAUUUUGCUUUUACCUCAUUAUGGACUGACUAAAUUUUCAUUAGUUUGUAAACUCUAGGUUUUGCUGACUUUUGGAUGCAGGAGUCAGUGCAAGGCCUGAUUCUGAAGGCUUGUAUAUUUGCUAGUUGGCAAUUACAUGACUUGUAGUUCAAGGAUCAGGAGAUUGUUAGAUGUAUUUUUGGAAAUGACUAUUUUAACAGAAAGCACCCCGUAUUCGGGGGAAGAGAGUACCAGUGAUGUAAAAUGAAGAAACUGCGUCUAUUUAUAGUGAAAGUAAAAGGAUACCUUUCAUUGUGCA